UUUAAGCAACCCGCAAAAGGCGCUCUUUCGUAUUGCCCGAUAAUUUUUCGACCGCGCUGCUUGUGUUUUCGGUUCCCGUUGAAACAAAAAAAAAAAAAAAGAAAAUAAAAAAUAUAUAAAUAAAAAAAUGGAUGUAGGGCGAAAAAAGUUAAACCAUUUCAAGUAUACGAAAUACGCGAAUUUCGGAAACUAGAAAAUCAAUCUUUUAAGGUAGUUUAUUCAUCUCGCUCUCUCACUCUCCUCUGUGUGCGUGCGUGAGUGUGUGUGUGUGUAAAGGCCAAAGAGUGCCCUUCGCCUCCCCGGCCACGCCCCCUUGGGCGGAAUAAUAAAUUGGGAAAGAGAAUAUAUAUCUUGCUCCUUUAGAAUUUACCUGUGAAAGUGAAAACGUGACAACACGAUAAAACGGACGAAGCAAGCAAAACAAAAAACGAGUGCAUAAAAACAACGAAGGAGGAUAAGAAGAAGAACAAGUGCAGCAAAUCAGAGAAAAAAGAGAACGGAACAAGAACACAGAAAAAAGUAAAAAUAACCAACGAAGAAGGGCAAGGAAAACAAGAACAAAAACACCAGAUAUUGACAGACUCGAAAACGCCGACAAUUGCGAUUUGAUUCACACACAGCUAUGCUUUUGCAGUACUCGUGCUAAAACGUUUACUAUAAUGAAUUCCGCGCGGCACCAUCGUAUUGGAGUAUUUCUGUCUCCAUAACUUGGCCACCGUUUACACAAAAUUAAAACAUAAAUAUAAUAGUAGUAUUAUAUUUAGCCCGACUACAAGCCCAAACAAGACCCGCAAAUCGAUUGCCACACCGCGGACAGCAAAGCACUGCGAGGUAAAAAGCCAUCUAGUCAAACAGAGACAACGAAGGAGAGCCGCCAACUGCCUGGAGGGAGGAACGGAUCCGAGUGGACGCCAACCCGAAUCAAAACUUGACAGAGGACCCGGAUCCAGAGACCGCAAACCUGGCUAAGAAGAUGCCAUACCAUCGAGGCGGCGAUGCCUCUUCCCAGGCCGACAAGCUGAGCGGCAUCGUGGAGGAGAGCGAUCUGUACGAAGGGUUCGCCCCGCAUGUCGAGACGUCCGAGAUCAAAACCCUCGACUUCUACAAUUUACCAAAGCAAACGGGCAAGGAGCCGGCACUGCGCUCCUACACGGAAAUCCAACAGCUGCUGCAGCAGGGCAAGAAGCGCGACGUGAAGAACAUACUCAGGGAGAACUCGUGGCCCAUCAACUCCCCGAUCCGAGCCCAGCUAUGGCCGAUGUUGUGUGGCCAGCACCAGACCAAACAGCAAAUGCUAGACGGCUUCUACUGGGAGAUGGUUCACCAGGUCUUUGGCACCACGGAGCUGUCGGAGAAGCCGAUCAUGCUGCCCGCCUUUGUGGAUGCCACCCACUGUUUGCCCUACCACUUGACCAGCACGGGACGCGCCGUGGCCGAUCGCAUCGUGAAUGUCCUGGGCUACGACUGCCCCGAUAUUACCUACAGUCCAGUAUUGUAUCCCAUUACAUCGAUACUUUUGCAUUUCAUGUCGGAGGAGGAGGCGUACAUAUGUCUGGCCGGUCUGGUCGGUAGCAAGGAGAAGGUAUUCAUCAAUCAAACCAAACUACAGCACGAAGUCACCUGGAAGACGGUGAUGCAGAUAGCCAAAAAGCACACGAAAAGUGCUACUUCGUAUUUCCAACGUAUUUGCCCGGGCCUGAAGCUAGAACGCAUCUUCAUGGACUGGUGCUGGUGGAUUCUAGCCGGUCUACCCUUCCAGCAUCUGGUGCGGAUCAUGGACUGCUACUUCCACGAGGGCAUCAAGGUCCUGUACCGCGUGGCCCUCGUCAUACUCAACCUGUUUCACAAGGAGUGCCAGUCGAACAACGAAUGGAGUCCGGACAACAUUAAAAACGACAUUGGCAACGCUUUGAUCAAGUUCUGCAAGAAGAUACCAGUGUCGCCGGCGAAAUUGCUCCAUGCCGCGUUUAGUAUUAGGGGACUGAGUACCCAGUAUAUUUCUAGAAUAUUUAUCAAGACUGAAAUGCUACUAAAAAGCCGCUCCGUGCUCACCAGCGGUUCGAAGCAAUUAAUCAAAUCGCGUUCAAGUGAUAAUCUGCCCACUAGUCAGUCGCAGGUCAACAUCCAAAUGAUGUCCCACACCCUGACCAUCCGGGAGAAGCUGCACUCCGAGAGCUGUCGCAAUUUGGGUGAAAAAUCGCCCGGUCAUAGAGCCAUCGCGAUGGGCGUUUAUCCCAUACACAAUCUGAAAAGUCAAGCUUGUAAGAACGAAGAUCAUUUUGGUUUGCCGGGCACAAAGAAUUUCAUAAAAACCUGGACGGAUAGACAAUUUCUGUUCACGCUGUGGUCCUGGCUGCCCGUGCGGAUAACAAUGUACCAACCGGUGCUGCUCUACACCACGGAGGAGCACGGCUGCUCACUGACCACGUUCUACGUUCGGGUGGAGCAGCAUGAACCCACGCUGCUCAUGAUCAAGACGUGCAAUAAUGAGGUAUUCGGUGCCUACUGCUCUUCGCGCUGGUUUGAAAGAAAUGUGAAAGAUGACAAGGGCCAGCGACAGGCCUACUUCGGUACGGGCGAAACCUUUUUGUUCUCCCUAUAUCCAGAAAGAGCCAAGUACCCAUGGGUGGGCAUUGAGGGCGACAAGGACCUGGGACACAGCUCCGAGCUGUUUAUGGCGGCCGACUCCAAGAUGAUCACGAUUGGUGGCGGCGAGGGACAGGCCAUCUGGAUGGACGAGAACAUUCGUUUCGGAAAGACGGACAGCUGCAAGACCUUCAACAAUCCGCCGCUGUGUCCGUCGGGCGACUUCGAGAUCCGUGUGCUGGAAGUCUACGGAUUCGUGGGCAUCUAAAAACCUUCUUAGUCUGACCGAUAUUGCCCGCCGAUGAUCAAGUGCUCAGCAAACUGCUCGACGUUCCCCCCGCGUUUCCUUAACCAACUCAAACACCUACAGAUUGCUUUCGUUUCCGCCCAUUAUUGGCGUAUGCUGAUGGUACCAAGAUGAGAUAAUGUGUAAACAUUUAUAAAAGCUUAUUUAUAAAACUGUAUCGAAAGUGGCCAAGCAGCUGUAAAUGCUGCCGUCGUCGUGUUAAUGUUAAAUGUUAAUGAAAAAAUGCAAAGCUAAAACAAAUUAUAUAUUAUAUAAUGGAAAUACUCUGUGAGUUCAUGUUUCAAAA
Molecule: messenger RNA, 3179 nt
Organism: Drosophila simulans
Lineage: Eukaryota; Metazoa; Arthropoda; Insecta; Diptera; Drosophilidae
Gene: sky
Product: GTPase-activating protein skywalker
Exons: 13
Coding region: 974-2854 (626 amino acids)
Source: RefSeq, a predicted model, not a curated record